UGCUUCGCUGUCCUUUCUACAGACACAGGCAAAGGAUCCUGCAGACGGUCGCUGCCCUUGCCCUGCAGAAAAAGAUGAAACUCGCUCUCCUCUUUGUCCUCCUGGCGCUGGCUUCAGCAUUCCCCGCCAAGGAUGGUACGCCAGAGGACCUGGAUGCCCAGACGGUGACGGAGCUGCCCGCCCAAAACAGGUCUCGCUUCGCCAUGCUGGAUGACGUGCGGCUUCUGGCCAACGGGCUGCUGCAGCUGGGGCACAGCCUGCGGGACUUUGUGCACAAGACCAAGGGCCAGAUCAAGGACAUCUUCCAGAAGCUCAGCAUCUUUGACAGGUCCUUCAGCCAGCUGUCCGAGGUCACCAGUGAGAUCCGGGAAAAGGAGGAGGAGCUGAAGAAAACCACCACCUUUCUGAAGGCCAACAACCAGGAGAUCAAGAGCCUGUCUCUGGAGAUCAGCUCUAAGAUGAACAACAUCCUGCAGGAGCGCACCCAGCUGCAGAGCAAGGUGGGCAGCCUGGAGGAGAAGCUCAGUGGCCUGACAGAGAGUCUCCCCAAUGCCCAGCAGCUGGGAGACAUUGCACAGCUUAAGGAAGUGAUUUCUACCCAAGAAAAGAGUAUAACAGCUUUGGUGAAGGAGGUGAAGGGCCAGCACGAGCAGCUCAACUUCCAAAGGAACAAGAUCAAACUUCUGGAAGAGCGGCUCAACUCAGAAACUUUCCAAGAGACAGUGGAUAAAAUAUCUAACUCUACUCCUGAGGCUCCAGGCCUUGAAUAUAUAGCAAAUAACUCAACCAACAGCAGCAUAGACAUAAACGAUCUUCCUGUGGAUUGUAGCCAUGCUUUCAACAGGGGAGAGAGGAACAGUGGCAUAUACCCUAUCAAACCCAAUCAGUCAGAGCCUUUCUAUGUGUACUGCCAGAUGACUGCAGAUGGAGGAUCCACCGUUAUCCAGAGCAGACAGGAUGGCUCUGUGGAUUUUGACCAAAUGUGGGCAAAGUAUGAAAACGGAUUUGGCAACCUUGAGAAAGAGUUCUGGCUUGGCCUGAAGAAGAUAUACGCCAUUGCCAGGCAAGGCAGCUCCAUUCUGCAGAUUGAGCUGGAGGACUGGAAGCAGGGAAGGCAUUCAUUUGAGUACAAUUUCACCCUGGAGGGACCCGACUCCCACUAUGCCCUCCACCUAACUCAGGUGUCAGGAGACCUGCCCGAUGCCAUGGCCAACUACACUGCCAGCUUCUCCACCAAGGACCGCAAUAACAAGGAGGACUCCAGCUGUGCCCACAAUUACACAGGUGGCUGGUGGUUCAAUGCCUGCGAAGGCACAAAUCUGAAUGGGAGGUACUCCCACAUCCGGCCGAGGGGGCGCACCGAGCGGAGAAGGGGAAUUUACUGGAGACCCGGUGGAGGGAACACCUUCUCCCUCAAAUCUUCCAAGAUCUUGAUUCGUUCUCUGUCCAACGAUGGCAGCUUCCUCUAACUGCCUCACUCAUAUUUGCCCAGAUCAAUAACACAGUGACCUCUACAGAAAGGGAAAUAGGCUUAGAAAAAUAACAAUUAUUGCAUACUUUAAAAUUAAGAGCCAAAUAUGAAAUAUCACCAGAAUUGAUAGUCAUGCUGAACUAUACUGGCUAUGCUGCAUGCAUGUUUGUGUUAUGCUUGUACACUAUCAUUUUUUAUAGUACUUGUGCAAAAGGCCCUUUUGAUAUGGCUUAUGGUUUUUCUGGUGCAUUGAUAACCUGAGGUUGUACAUGUUUUUAUAUAGUUACAUGCUGUGGAAAAGGGAAGUUUGAUGAGGACAUUCAAACAACAUUGAAGGUUCUCUCUAUGGUUGUUGGGGUUCUCUAUUUGGGCAUUAACAUACAGUGUUCUCUGUAUGGGCAUUAGCACAUAAAGUUCUCUUUAUUGACAUUAGCAUACAGCCUGGGUUUUCAACAGGUAGUUAGUAGGGGUCUGCGAUCAUUCUCUCUAAACCACCCCCUCUGCAAUCAGUAUGAAACCUCUUGUAUUAAAUACAGUCCUUUUUACAUUAUGAUGGGGGCCAUCGGGAUGCUUUUGAGCAUGAGAUAAGGGUCCCUGAAUUAAACUGAUUGAAAACCCAUGGUAUAUAGAGUUCUCUGUAUGGUCAUUAACAUGUAGAGGUUUCGAUAUGAUCAUUACCACAUUUCCUGCUUUACUGAGUCACAUUGACUCUCUGCACCAGUAUCUGGCUACACAUCUGUACUGUACAUAUUUUGUUCCAAAACUGUUACAUCCAUGUUUACAAAUCCCAAGAAUAAAUCCUAUUGUUUUUGAAACCCC
Messenger RNA from Anguilla rostrata (American eel), 2290 nucleotides. Its product is annotated as angiopoietin-related protein 3-like. The record is from RefSeq and is a predicted model, not a curated record. The transcript has 7 exons. Lineage: Eukaryota; Metazoa; Chordata; Actinopteri; Anguilliformes; Anguillidae. Gene Ontology annotation, biological process: cholesterol homeostasis; triglyceride homeostasis; phospholipid homeostasis. The coding region runs from base 75 to 1469 and encodes 464 amino acids.